This is a messenger RNA of Aspergillus mulundensis, 1584 nucleotides long. Its product is annotated as cytochrome P450. The record is from RefSeq and is a predicted model, not a curated record. NCBI's taxonomy places the organism in Eukaryota, Fungi, Ascomycota, Eurotiomycetes, Eurotiales, Aspergillaceae. Gene Ontology annotation, molecular function: oxidoreductase activity, acting on paired donors, with incorporation or reduction of molecular oxygen; heme binding; monooxygenase activity. Bases 1 to 1584 code for a protein of 527 amino acids. The transcript has 5 exons.
AUGAUUGACACUCAACUGAUCUCGUCCUACACUUUCAAAGGACUCUUAUUGGGUCUCGCUGCGUUGAGCUGCGCCGCAGCUGCAUUCUGCGUUCAUAGGGUGUUCUUCCAUCCGCUGGCCAAGUAUCCUGGUCCCUGGUUGGCAAAGAUCAGCAAUCUCUACUCUGGCUACCAUGCAUGGCGGGGUGAUCUGCACCUUGAUAUGUGGAAGUGCCACGAGAAGUACGGUGACUUUGUCCGAUACGGUCCAAACAGUCUCCUCGUCAACACAGCGGCUGGGCUUCAAGAUGUGUACGGCCAUGGCAAGAAUUUUAAGAAAGCUCAGCGUUACUUUGCUAUGGUGCACCGCGCUCCGAACACGUUGACCGUCAUCGACAAGACAAAGCAUGGCAAGAAGCGGCGGGUUAUCAGCCAGGGCUUCUCCGACGCAGCUCUGAAAGGCCACGAGCUUGUUAUCCUCGAACAGAUCAAACACCUCUGCACCCAGCUAAAGGCAGGCAAGGGCAAUCAGGCCACUCCCGCCGGCACAUGGUCGACACCCAAGAACAUGGGCAGGAUGACUGACUACUUCGCCUUCGACGUUAUGAGCAACAUCAUCUUCAACGUCCCUUGGUCCACCCUGCGCUCUCCCACAUACCGCUUCGUCCCAGAGGUCAUUGAAAAGUCCAACGUUCGAGUCGGCACCCUAGCCCAGUCCCCCGAAAUCACCCUCUUCCGCCUGGACAAGUACCUCUUCCCAGAAGCCAUCCGCGCGCGAGACAUCUUCAUCAAAUUCGUCGACGAAAUGCUCACACAGGGCAUCGAAGCCGCCGCCAAAACAGGCAAGGGCGUCUUCGCCAUCCUCGCCAACGCCAAAGACCCCGAAACCGGCCUUCCCCUGCGCAACCGCGAGCUAGGCGGCGAAAGCGCCACCCUAAUCGUCGCCGGCACAGACACCACAUCCACCGCAAUGGCUGCCUGCUUCUUCUACCUCUCCCACAACCAAGCCGCACUCGACCGCGCCACCGCCGAAGUCCGGAAUACCUUCUCCUCCCCCUCCGACAUCCGCAUGGGCGCCCAAAUGCACACCUGCACUUUCCUCCGCGCCUGCAUCGACGAAAGCAUGCGUCUCUCCCCCUCAGCCGCAAGCUCGCUCUGGCGCGAGGCCGAAACCCCCGGCGCCACCGUCGACGGCCAGUAUAUCCCGCCGGGCGUGGACGUAGGAACCUGCAUCUACAGCAUCCACCACAACCCAACCUACUACCCCGACCCAUUCACAUUCCGACCCGAGCGCUGGAUCCCGUCCGAGUGCGGAACCGUACACAAAGACGCAGAUGUGGGCGCCGCGCGCUCAGCAUUCAACCCGUUCUCGCUCGGCCCGCGCAGCUGCAUCGGCAAGAGCCUGGCGUAUGUCGAGCUGCAUCUGGCAUUGGCGAAUGUGCUCUGGGCUUUUGAUAUGCGGGUUGCGCGGGGGACAUUGGGGAGAAUUGGGGAGGGGAAUGUGGGCAAUGAGUAUGGGCGGCAUCGGGUCGAUGAGUAUCAGCUGUAUGACCAUUUGACGGCGGCGAAGGAGGGCCCGUAUCUUGAGUUUCGGCCGCGGGUUUAG